This is a messenger RNA of Cajanus cajan (pigeon pea), 2460 nucleotides long. NCBI's taxonomy places the organism in Eukaryota, Viridiplantae, Streptophyta, Magnoliopsida, Fabales, Fabaceae. The record is from RefSeq and is a predicted model, not a curated record.
UGAGAGCUCAAACACAAGUUUCAUUACUUGCUGUUUGAGUGCAACAAGGUUAAUAAAACCAACCUUAUGCAUAGAUGGAUCAUUCACCACUUUAUAGUAACCGAUUCCCUCAGACCUCAAACUCAACCAAGAAGGGACGUAGUGGUUAUGAGCCAUCAGACACGGAAACAGAAUGGCAAGAGAUUCCACGGCACGAACGAGAAAGAAGGAACUUCACUUUAGGACUAGAAGAAACAAAAGCACUGAAAAGUCCCAUGGCAUUACACAGGAGGCAUCCUUCAAGGUUUGAACACGAAGUUUCAUCAGCUUCAACAGCUUCAGUACCACGAAGAAGACAUCACAGCAAAUCACCCUAUAAGCUGCGCAUACCAGGAGAUGAUGCUGCUGCUGCUUCAUCAUCAUCAACAGGUUUGAACACACGCAGAAGCAUUAGUCCCUUGCCGAGACCUGACCUUGGAAGAACCGUGUCUCCCUUCAGCAGAAUUCAGGAGCAAAGAACUGAGAAGCCACUUUACAAGAGAUCAGUGACUGCUCCGAGGUUGAGGGUGCAAGAGAAUAACCUCGGAGGGAGAAACAAAGACAUGGUCAUGAGACAAAGGGAAGCUUCUAUUUUCAAAGCGCCUUCGGUUGGAGAAAUCAACGAAAGGAUAGCAGAGGUGAAGCUGGCUAAAGAUCCCACUAGUGAUUAUUCAUCGGUGCUUGAGAGCACUGAUUCCAUUAACCCGGGUGACCUUUUCUUUUCUCAUGAAUGCAAUGCCUUCCAUGGGAAGAAUUCUUCGCUGCCAAAACUCAUCCAACAAAAUGAGUAUUUCAGUCCAAGGCCAACGGUUAACACUGUGAGAACUCCAUCUGAAAGCAAAGGAAAUGGUAACCUUAAGCUUAAUAUGAAUAUGAAUGUCUUGUCUCGACCAACCACAGGUUUAAGUUCUGCUGUUACGAACAGAAAGGGCAGUGACACUGGGAAGCCAAGUAGUGUGACAAGCGAAGGUAGUGGGAAGACAACUGCAAGCAUGAGGAAGUUCAUAUCCAACAGAAAAAAUAACCAGAAAGAUACGUGGUUUGCUUGUAUGAGAACAGGUAACUGUAGAACCACGAGAAAAUCUCCUAAACGUAGACCGAUUGAUGAAUCUUCUUUCAUUGAGAGGGCAGUGGUAGUGCAAAAACUCCCACAAUUUUGGGCAGAUAAACACCAACCGGCGUCACUUGAUGGCUUCAUUUGCAACAAACAAGAAGCUCAACUUCUCAAGGAAUUGGUGUCUCACGGUCCUUGUCCUCAUAUUUUGCUCAAAGGACCCUCUGGUUCCGGGAAAAGAGAACUAGCAAUGGCUCUUCUUCGUGAAAUAUAUGGUGAUGCAAUUUGUAAUGACCAAAGGCUUAAGAAAGUAUCUUUUCCAAUAACAUCGAGUUCUCAUCACAUGGAGCUCAAUGUAAAUUCAGAACCAAAUGCUAAAUAUGCUUUAAUGGGAUUAAUCAAAGAAAUUAACAAUAUAUAUGCGAUUGCCCCUGAAGUCAGCAACAUUAAUUUCAAGUUAGAUUAUAAAGUAAUAGUUCUUUAUGACGUCCACAAAGCAGUAGAUAACAUCCUGCACAUUAUCAAAUGGAUCAUAGACCGCUAUUCUGAUAUAUGCAAACUUGUACUCUGCUGUGAAGAUGAUGCAAGCAUUAUUGAACCAGUGAAAAACCGGUUCAAAGUCAUUCAAGUUGAUGCUCCUCAAACUCACGAAAUUAUUGAGGUUCUUAUUCAGGUAGCAAAGAAUGAGGAAAUUGAUCUAUCCAUGAAUUUUGCUGUAAAAAUUGCUGCAAAAUCUAAGCAGAACCUCAGAAAAGCAAUCAUGGCUCUUGAAGCAUGCAAAGCACACAACUAUCCAUUUUCAGAAGAACAACCAAUUCCGGUUGGAUGGGAGGAGACUGUAAUAGAAGUUGCCGCAGAGAUCCUAGCAGAUCCAUCGUUUUCACGCUUACUCUCAAUACGAGGGAAAUUUCAAAUACUUCUCUUGGAUUUUGUCCACCCGAAAUUGAUUCUCCAGAAACUGGUGGAACAGCUCCUAAAGAGAAUUGAGUCCAGCUUAAAAAGGGAGCUUUACUACUGGCAUGCUUAUUAUGAUAGAAGACUCCCACCAGGAAUAACAGCUCUACUAAAGCUAGAAGAAUUUGUGGCCAAGUUCAUGAGCAUGUGCAGAAAAAGCUCUGGCAGUCGGCAAUAUGUGUAGGUUAAAAUGGAUGUCACUGCAGGAUGAACCCUCAUUCAGACACAGUUAAGAAUGUCAAAUAUCUUAUGAGCAGAACUGAUGAACGUUUUAGUAGAAGAACGUGAUUCAGUAUACCCUAUUGAAAGAAAAAUGUUUUAGUAGAGAUGAGAACGGAAAGUAAACCAAAUUCUGUUUCUUUUCUUCUACUGUGAAAUGUGAACUAAUUGUGUCCACAUUUUUAACAACCACUUCAUACAGGGAUAUUCAUAAC